UGGCCCCAUUUUACAGACAAGGAAGCUGAGACUUGGGAGGUGUCUCAGCAGGAACUUAAGGAACCAUCCUCUGACUCCAGGUCCACAGCUGUCUCCCAGAAACUGCCUCGGACUCCCAGCCCUCAAAGGGGCAGCUGCCACAUCAGCGGGAUAACCGACAAGGAAGGCAUCCCAUCCGGCCGUUGUGUGUCCCUCUGAACUUUUCCUGCCUGGGAAGAGGCUGAUCCUGGCUUUUGUCUGCCGUGCCGCUGAGGCCCGGCCCUCUCUGCCUGGAGGUGGGGGCCGCCAGGAUGAGCAAGCUGUCUGGGGAGCCGGCCCGUGACCUGGAGCGCAGCCUGCCAGCCGUGGCCUCCCUCGGCUCGUCGUUGUCCCACAGCCAGAGCCUCUCCUCGCGUUUCCUCCCGCCGCCUCGCGAGAAGCGCCGGUCCAUCUCCGACGUCCGCCGCACCUUCUGCCUCUUUGUCACCUUCGACCUGCUUUUCAUCUCCCUGCUCUGGAUCAUUGAGCUGAACACCAACACAGGCAUCCAGAAGAACCUGGAGCAGGAGAUCAUCCACUACAGCUUUAAAACUUCCUUCUUUGACAUCUUGGUCCUGGCCGCCUUCCGCUUCUCCGGACUGCUCCUGGGCUAUGCUGUGCUGCGGCUCCGGCACUGGUGGGUGAUUGCGGUAAGAUGCCACUUUCCUGGCAGCUCUCAGGCCCUGGCGGGGCUGGCGCAAGAGAUGGGAUGGAGGAGGCCUCACUCCCCAGCCUCUGUGUUCGCUCUCUUCCUCCUUCCCUCUCCUGGGCAGGUCACCACGCUGGUGUCCAGUGCAUUCCUCAUUGUCAAGGUCAUCCUCUCUGAGCUGCUCAGCAAAGGGGCCUUCGGCUACUUGCUCCCUAUCGUCUCCUUCGUCCUCGCCUGGUUGGAGACCUGGUUCCUUGACUUCAAAGUCCUACCUCAGGAGGCUGAGGAGGAGCGAUGGUAUCUCGCUGCCCAGGCUGCUGUCGCCCGAGGACCCUUGCUCUUCUCCGGCGCCCUGUCCGAGGGCCAGUUCUAUUCACCCCCAGAAUCCUUUGCAGGGUCUGACAAUGAAUCAGAUGAAGAAGUUGUUGGGAAGAAAGGCUUCUCUGCCCAGGAACGGGAGUACAUCCUCCAGGGGAAGGAGGCUAUGGCGGUGGUGGACCAGAUCUUGGCCCAGGAGGAGAACUGGAAGUUUGAGAAGAAUAAUGAAUAUGGGGACACUGUGUACACCAUCGAGGUUCCCUUUCAUGGCAAGACCUUCAUCCUGAAGACCUUCCUGCCCUGCCCCGCGGAGCUGGUGUACCAGGAGGUGAUCCUGCAGCCCGAGAGGAUGGUGCUGUGGAACAAGACGGUGACAGCCUGCCAGAUCCUGCAGCGAGUAGAAGACAACACCCUCAUCUCCUACGAUGUGUCUUCGGGGGCCGCGGGCGGUGUGGUCUCCCCCAGGGACUUCGUGAACGUCCGACGCAUUGAGCGGCGCAGAGACCGAUACCUGUCAUCGGGCAUCGCCACCACCCACUGCGCCAAGCCCCCGACACACAAAUAUGUCAGGGCCGCCUGCCCCGGUACCUUAUCCACCAGAGCCUCGCAGCCACCAUGUUUGAAUUUGCCUUUCAUCUGCGGCAGCGCAUCGGAGAGCUGGGUGCACGGGCAUGAGCGUGCCCCCUCACCACCCUGCGGGCCAGGGUCCUGUCGCCACGGCCUCCAGAGCCAGAGGAGGGGCCGGUUGGGCCUCCCGCUGCCCACAGAGGACCUGGCCUCAAACAGUGGGGAGGAAGGGGCUUCCUCCCACAGCAGCCCCUCGGCCCCAAGCUGCCACCCUCCACGCGCUUCACUGUGCCUGGAAGCCCUGGCCGUGGGCAGGUCGAGAGCUCAAGCGUCUGACUCUGCCUCUGAGGCCAGUGGGGUCCAUCCUGCCGACGUUUACAUGGCGUCCCUGCCUCCUGGAAGAGGAGAUCCGCUGUCCCCACCUGGCCAGGCCGGGGUCUGGAAUGGGAACCUCGGACUUGGUUGGGGAGGACCCUGGGCAGGACAGAAGUCAGGGCAGCCUUGUCACCAUUGUGAAGGCGCAGGACCCCCUUCUUCCGCCUGCUCUCUCAUCACGGUGUUUUAGGAUUACUUAAAGGGUCUGGGACCUUUUUCCACUUGCACUUGUGGGGGUGUAGGUUGCAGGUGGGAGUGGUGGGUGCUGGCAGGGAGCCUGCCUCUCCCAGGUUCUCUUCAGGUUGCCUCCCCCCCCCCUGCCCCGCCCAGGGCCUCGUUGGGGACCUUUGUAAUUUGAGCCAAUUAAAGACAUGAACUCAAAAAAAAAAA
Messenger RNA from Lagenorhynchus albirostris (white-beaked dolphin), 2317 nucleotides. RefSeq names its product StAR related lipid transfer domain containing 3 (gene STARD3). The record is from RefSeq and is a predicted model, not a curated record. NCBI's taxonomy places the organism in Eukaryota, Metazoa, Chordata, Mammalia, Artiodactyla, Delphinidae. Gene Ontology annotation, molecular function: cholesterol binding; cholesterol transfer activity. Gene Ontology annotation, cellular component: late endosome. The coding region runs from base 291 to 2117 and encodes 608 amino acids. The transcript is spliced from 13 exons.